UCCAUGCUUAUGAAGCAAUGACUGAACGUAAACCCAUACCUUAAGAAAACAAACUCUGGGUUCUUUCAUGGUUUAGUAUAGGAGCCUGGGGAGGCUUUAAACCAAAUCAAUUUUACCAAUUUUAGAAACUGGGAAAAGAGGUUCUAUAGGAAAUGCUGUGAUAGCUUUUUCUGAAAAUAGUAUAGAAAAUCCCAGAAAAAUGAAAUCUCUGACAUCGCUAAAAUAUUUUUUUUCUCUAGUAUCUUAUGCAAAGUCAUUUGACUGCAAAUCUUCUACAACUCCACGUUCAACAAAAAAUUAAAAAAAAAAAAGAAAAGAUAAAAAGAAAGAAAUAAAAUUGACAGCUAAAGAAGCAAAUGAGAGCAGUAGCAGUAGAUGCAAACUUUGAAUAUGACUAGGAAACCCAAAAGAAACCCUUCUUUCUUCAAAAUCUUGAUAGGAAACUUUGAUAAGAAGCAGAGAAUUCCACCAGCUUUUGUAAAGUAUAUUUUUAAAGGAAAUGUGCCCACCAUGUUGACCUUAUAUUCAGACUCAGGGAACUCAUGGCGUGUUAGAAUCAAAGUUGAACAAGGAAGCUAUUUUUUCAACAAUGGAUGGUCAAAGUUUGUCAAAUAUCGUGACCUGGAAAUAGGGGAUUUUCUGGUUUUCUUUUUGGUUGAUAGUUCAACUUUUGAUGUUUUCAUUUAUAAUCGAACUGCAUGUGCAAAGAUCAUCAUUUUGGCUGCUAAGAAACAAAAGGGCCGAUCCCCUAGAGUUAGCAGACAAAUUGAACAAACCCCAAGCCAUAAAUGUACUUCAACUUCCAAGAAACCAAGAACAGUUCCUCGUGCACAGGAGGUUGAGUUUGUAUCUGGAGUAACCCCGAAGAGUGUUUCAUAUGUAAUGGUUGUGAAGGGAUACAAUAAAUACUAUGCUGGUAUUCCGAGAUGUUUUACUGAAGAAGCAGGCUUGGGAAAGGUAUCCAUGGUGAUGAUUAAAGGUCCAAGUGGAAUGUGGCCAAUGAUGACCACUUUUAGUUCAAAACAAGUUCUUCUGAGUGUUGGAUGGUCCAAGUUUCUGCAUGAAAACGAGAUUGUAAUUGGAGAUACCCUUUUGUUCGAAUACGUACCAAAUACGGGCCAUUUAAUCCAUGUCCAGGUUGUUAACAAGGAUGGAACUGGAAACUGUGGUAGCCUUGCUGGUAAGCGACCAAGAGAUCGACCUCGCGAGCAAACUGAACUACCACCAAGCACAAAAUAUGCUUCAAGUUACAAGCGUACCAAAGGUGUAUCAGAGUUAAUCUUGGAACAGGCUUCAUUUGUAGUUGUUUUGAAGAAAUACCAUCAAUACUCUGUUUCUGUUCCAGCCAGUUUUUUGCCAAAGAAACAAGCUUGGCAGAGGAACCGAGCAAGGUGAUAAAGGACUCAGAGGGUAGGAAGUGGGAAUUGAACAUCUUGGUUGAUGCAAAAUCAAAUGUUCGUCUAGGUGCAGGAUGGUCACAAUUUGUGCUAGAAAACAGAUUAGAAGAUGGAGAUACCAUUUCGUUUCAACACAUGCCCCACACUGGUAAUGUAAUUCACUUCAAGAUCAUUAGCAAGGCUAGAGCUGCAAAUAUGGUGAUGGAAGAAACAAGAGAAAAAAUGCCUGUUAAAAAGUAGUAUCAUUUGUAAUGUCUGUUGUUUACCAGUUGUUGAAGAUGGUGAUGGUGGCUUGUAACUUGUAUGAUUGUGUUUUACCUGUCUAUCUUUUGUUUGGAUGGUAAGAAAAAGAAAUGGUAUGAUCAUGUAUGAAAUUCCAGGAACCCUCUUUGAAGUUGGAAAGUCA
Gossypium raimondii (Peruvian cotton) is the source of this 1803-nucleotide messenger RNA. RefSeq names its product putative B3 domain-containing protein REM15. Gene Ontology annotation, molecular function: DNA binding. Lineage: Eukaryota; Viridiplantae; Streptophyta; Magnoliopsida; Malvales; Malvaceae. The record is from RefSeq and is a predicted model, not a curated record. Bases 376 to 1395 code for a protein of 339 amino acids. The transcript is spliced from 6 exons.